This is a messenger RNA of Carica papaya (papaya), 1513 nucleotides long. Lineage: Eukaryota; Viridiplantae; Streptophyta; Magnoliopsida; Brassicales; Caricaceae. The record is from RefSeq and is a predicted model, not a curated record.
GUUAUACAUAUCCAAAACUAGGCGCUAUACAGCCCUUGGGUUAUUAAAGGCAGCAGCAGUACAAAGAGAUUUUUUCGUGUAAUGUGAUGGAGGAUGAAAAGACAGUGAACAUGAUAACCGAGUUUACAAGACUCAGCCCUUCCUCUCCGUCACCCUCUCACUUCUCUCUCCCUCUCACCUUCUUCGAUACCCUCUGGUUUAAGUUCCCACCCACAGAACGCGUUUUUCUUUAUCAACUUGCCGACUUAACUCGUGAAUCUUUCUAUUCAGAUAUCCUCCCCAGACUAAAACGUUCCCUCUCCGCCGCUCUCGUCCACUACUUCCCCCUCGCCGGUAACAUCAAGUGGGACGCAAGUGACCCAACGCCAACCAUCACGUGUGCCCCCAACGACGCUGUUUCUCUCACCGUCGCUGAGUCCACUGCAGACUUCAGUAAUGUCUGUGCCGAUGAGGUUCAUGAAGUCACCGUGUUGCACAGUUUAUUACCCGAAUUGCCGGUAGGCGAUCACUUAUCGCUCAUCAUUUCGCUGCAAAUAACGCUGUUUCCUGGUCGAGGAUUUAGCCUUGGAUUUAGUACACACCAUGCAGUUCUUGAUGGCCACACCAUAGCAAGUUUCAUUAAAGCGUGGGCUUAUAUGAACAAGCAUGAUCAAGAAAACGCUUCUCUGCCAGCAGAUCUAAUUCCCUCCUUUGACCGGAGUGCUAUCAAGGACCCAGCCGGGCUAAACGCAGAGUUUCUAAACAUGUGGAUAGCUUUCGGCGGGGGAGAUUCAGAUCCCAGCAAGAGAAACCUGAAAACCAUGCCAUUAGAGAAAAUUGAUCCUAAAUUUGUUCGAGCAACAUUCGGUUUGUCUCGUGAAGAUAUCAAGAAACUAAGAGAAAGGGUGCUGGUCCAAAACGAUCAUGUAAAGAGGCCACUUCACUUAUCAACCUUCGUUAUCACAUACGCGUAUGUGUUCACUUGCAUGGUUAAAGCUAGAGGAGGAGAUAAUGACAGACUCAUAUGCUCUGCGUUCACGGCUGAUUACAGGACACGGUUAGACCCUCCGGUACCAUCAAACUAUUUCGGCAAUUGCGUUAUACUACAGAUGGGUCUUGGUUACGCUCGAGAUUUAAUGGGGAAGGAUGGGUUCGUCACAGCUGCCAAGAACUUAAGUGAUUUGGUUUCAGGUUUAGAUAUUGAUGCUCCCAAAAGAGUACCAGAUUUACUGUCAAAAAUUAUGAGCUUACGACAAGAAAUGCAGUUGGGUUCUGUUGCCGGGUCAACCCGAUUUGGGACUUACGGGAUAGAUUUUGGUUGGGGAAAGCCUAAGAAGGUAGAGAUUGCUUCUAUAGACGGGACCGGAGCUUUUUCUUUGAUGGAAAGUAGAGAUGGGAAUGGGGGAGUGGAGAUUGGCGUGUCCAUGAGGACGAGGGAGGAAAUGGAGAAUUUUGCUUCUCUAUUUUCCACCGAGCAGUAGGAUGCCGUGCAAUGCUGGACAAACUUUCGAACUUUCAUUUUCUGGGUGGGGUG